AUGUCUGAAUUAUGCUUGUCAAACACUCCCAAGAAGACUUCUAGUCCCCUUCUCUCUGAAUUGCUCUUCUUUUUCUCUUUCAUUCUCUCUCACCCUAUCUACUUGUCUUACUUCAUCUUGUUCUCACCCUACCUUCUCAAGCUUCUCUCAUUUCUCUCUCCUCUUUUCAUCACCACCUCCCUCCUCCUCCUCUCUCUUCUCUCCCUCUCUCCAGGCCUCCUCCAUCUCAACAACCCUCCUCACCAUUUCUCUCAAUCCAAACUGGGUUUCUUUUUCCUCCUCUCCACAGCAUACAAUGCACUUAUACAGAGACUAAUUUCGUCGAACACAGACAACACUGAAGAACACCAACAGUCUCAUCAUCAUCAUCCCUUUGAGGACCUUGAAGCAUUCAAAAUCGUUUUCGACAUUUCAACUUUCUACUCAACAGAGAAUGCAGAUCAAGUGUUUGAGUUUAAAUCCGACCAAGAAAAUAGCUUCGAAUCGCCUCUUCUCAAGUCAUCCAUUGAUGAGUGCUCUGGUUUGAGUACACUUGAAUCGUUGUUUGCUGAUUUAGAAGAGAGAACAGUCGAAAUUGAUUCGCGACAGAUCAGUGAAACUGAUCAGUCUAUCAAGGAAACAGAGAGAUUAGAAGGUGUGGAAGAGAAGAAGAACAAAGCUGAGCUAGCACCGAGCACCAAGUCCGAGAAAGUCCAAGUUUCAUUGGUGAGAAGCGAAUCCGAGGCAAUUAAAGCGAGUUCUGACAGUGGUGGACAACAGAGACAGACUACUUCCCAAAGAAUUCAUGGGAGUGUCAACAUCUCGGACAAUGGUGGAGAGGACACUUUGAAAUUGUUGGAAAGUCAGAGUUCCCAAACAUUGGAUUCGAGUUUUGGGAGCUACGGAUCGCUGAGGAGAGAGAAAGAUUGGAAAAGGACAUUGGCGUGCAAGCUUUUCGAGGAGCGACACAAUGUGGAUGGUGUCGAAGGGAUGGAUUUGCUUUGGGAAACGCACGAAAUUGAUUCGAAGGCCAAGCCGAAUAACAAGAACAAGAACAAGAGCAAAAAGAAAAAGAAAGGCGGGUCCGAUUACUACUACGAGGACGAUAAUGGUGAUGAUGGUGAUGAAGGGGAAGAGGACGUGGAUGCGAAAUUGUGUUGUUUGCAAGCUCUGAAAUUCUCAGCAGGGAAGAUGAAUUUGGGGAUGAGGAAGCCUAAUCUUGUAAAGAUUUCCAAGGCAAUCAAAGGGAUUGGAUUGUUUUACAAGCAUGGCAAAAAGGGGUACAAUUAA
This is a messenger RNA of Camellia sinensis, 1269 nucleotides long. NCBI's taxonomy places the organism in Eukaryota, Viridiplantae, Streptophyta, Magnoliopsida, Ericales, Theaceae. The record is from RefSeq and is a predicted model, not a curated record.